UCGUGCAAUGCUAUAGCUACCAGUGCGUGCCAGCAGUUGAUCUUGAUCAUUGUUGUAGGUACCCCACGCUUCGUGCAAACAAACCUUCUCUUGUCUCUCUUUGGUAUUGCAACUUCUAACGCAUCUCCAAUCUAAGCAGAAAUGGCUCGUACCAAGCAGACAGCCCGUAAAUCUACUGGAGGAAAAGCCCCCAGGAAGCAGCUUGCUACCAAGGCAGCACGUAAAAGUGCUCCUUCUACUGGAGGUGUGAAAAAGCCUCAUCGCUAUAGGCCUGGUACUGUUGCUCUUCGUGAGAUCAGAAGAUACCAGAAGUCUACUGAAUUGCUGAUUAGGAAAUUGCCCUUCCAACGUUUAGUUCGUGAAAUUGCACAAGAUUUCAAGACCGAUUUGCGUUUCCAGAGUGCGGCUAUCGGCGCUCUCCAGGAAGCGUCUGAGGCUUACCUCGUCGGUCUUUUUGAAGACACCAACCUGUGUGCUAUCCAUGCUAAGCGAGUGACCAUCAUGCCCAAGGACAUCCAGUUGGCCCGACGAAUUCGUGGCGAGCACACAAUGGCUCGUACCAAGCAGACAGCCCGUAAAUCAACAGGAGGUAAAGCUCCCAGGAAGCAGCUCGCCACAAAGGCUGCACGUAAAAGUGCACCGUCCACCGGUGGUGUCAAGAAGCCCCAUCGUUACAGGCCCGGUACUGUUGCUCUUCGUGAGAUCAGGAGAUACCAGAAGUCUACUGAGCUACUGAUCAGGAAAUUGCCCUUCCAACGUUUGGUUCGUGAAAUUGCACAAGAUUUCAAAACCGACUUGCGUUUCCAGAGUGCAGCCAUUGGUGCUCUCCAGGAAGCUUCUGAGGCUUACCUCGUCGGUCUUUUUGAAGACACCAACCUGUGUGCUAUUCAUGCUAAGCGAGUGACCAUCAUGCCCAAGGAUAUCCAGUUGGCCCGACGAAUUCGUGGCGAGCGUGCUUAAGAAGUGUCAUUUAAUGCAUACAUAACAUUUACAAUUAAUACGAUUAUCGAUAGUUUGAUCUUGAUAUUACUAUUCGUCAUAAUGGAUGGGACUAUACAUUCAUUCCGAUCCACAUUAUUAUGUUGCGUGUAUUGUCACUUCAGCGUUACUGCAUUAGUACACUCACAUUUAUCUUAGAUAUAUGGAUAUCCAUCAAGCUUCAAUCUUAAAAUUACAACUUGCCUACUUUUUUAUAUAAAUUUAUCUAAUAUUAUUCUCUUACAAGUGAUUAAUUUAGAUGGAAAUAUUAAUUGAUUAGUGACUAUGGAUACUUUCCAGCACAUCUAGUUGUUUUCCUAUGUUGAAGAGACAUUUAUAAUUUUAAUGUAUGUAUCAAAAAGAUUCUUUUAGUAUUAUGGCAGCUUUAUAAUGAACAAAAGUAAAAUUACACUUAUUUUUUUCUUUUUGAAUAUGUUCACAAGUAAUAAUCAUUCUUAAAAUAUUGUAAUGUUUAUUUGGUAACAGCGUGUAUAUGUAAACAUAAGUGUACUCAUUUGUACAUUCAAUGCAUGCAUGUGCUCGCUAGGCGAUACUAUGUACCCUUCGAGAAUAAGAUCUCUUUUUUUAUAGCGUAAUUUGACACAAAAACAAUUUAGAAUGUACGAAUCUUACAUAAAUGGACUUUCACACUGAAACAUUGUUCUUUAUGUGAAAAAUCGCGUUUCAUAAAUAAACAAUUACGAAAAUAUCAA
This is a messenger RNA of Phymastichus coffea, 1691 nucleotides long. Its product is annotated as histone H3.3A-like. The transcript is spliced from 5 exons. Gene Ontology annotation, molecular function: protein heterodimerization activity; structural constituent of chromatin; DNA binding. The record is from RefSeq and is a predicted model, not a curated record. Gene Ontology annotation, cellular component: nucleosome. The coding region runs from base 142 to 960 and encodes 272 amino acids. NCBI's taxonomy places the organism in Eukaryota, Metazoa, Arthropoda, Insecta, Hymenoptera, Eulophidae.